AUGCAGACCCGCUACGCCUUUGACGACUCGAAACUGCCGGAGACGACGGCCAAGUCGCGCGGUGCCUACCUGCGCGUGCACUUCAAGAACACGCGUGAGACUGCUGCCGCGAUCAGUGGCAUGCCUCUCCAGAAGGCUUACGAGUACCUCGGCAAUGUUGUCGAACACAAGCAGGCCAUUCCUUUCCGCCGUUUCAACGGUGGCGUUGGGCGCACUCCUCAGGUGAAGGACUUCAACACGACACAGGGUCGCUGGCCAGUGAAGUCGGUCAAGUUCCUUCUGGGUCUUCUGAAGAACGCAGAGGCUAAUGCAGAGGCUAAGGGUAUGGAGGUUGAGUCAAUCAUCAUUCGCAACAUUGUGGUGCAACAAGCCCCGACGACCUACCGUCGCACUUACCGUGCUCACGGUCGCAUCAACCCUUACCGCAGCUCGCCUUGCCACAUCGAAAUUCACCUUUCGACUCCCACCGAGCAAGUUCAGAAGACCAAAGAUGCUGUUGUGACGCAGCGUCUUAACAAGCGCCAGCUUGCCAAGAAACGUGUUGCGGCUGCUCGCGCCAUCACUGCUGCUCCUUUGCAGAAGUAA
Molecule: messenger RNA, 585 nt
Organism: Malassezia globosa CBS 7966
Lineage: Eukaryota; Fungi; Basidiomycota; Malasseziomycetes; Malasseziales; Malasseziaceae
Exons: 1
Coding region: 1-585 (194 amino acids)
Biological process (GO): cytoplasmic translation
Cellular component (GO): ribosome; cytosolic large ribosomal subunit
Molecular function (GO): structural constituent of ribosome
Source: RefSeq, a predicted model, not a curated record